Molecule: messenger RNA, 2199 nt
Organism: Humulus lupulus (European hop)
Lineage: Eukaryota; Viridiplantae; Streptophyta; Magnoliopsida; Rosales; Cannabaceae
Exons: 8
Coding region: 135-1823 (562 amino acids)
Cellular component (GO): plasma membrane
Source: RefSeq, a predicted model, not a curated record
AUUUAUACAGUGGUGAGCUCCAACUCACACGUGUCACGCGUGCGAAGUGAAUUGGUGAGUAAAGCGUGGGAGUGGUGGGAAAGGCAAUUGAUGGCGUUAAUGCGUAGUGGCGUUGUAUCUGAGUUUUUCUGGUCAUGGUGGGGUCUACAGGCGGACAGCUAUUACUGAUUCUACUUCCGUCCCCACAGACCCUUUCAAGCUCUCAUUCAUGGCUUCUUCUUCUUAUUCUUCACACUCUCUCAGCUAUAUUUCAUUACCCUGUAACCUUCACCGUUUUUUUCUUCUUGUUUUCUUUCUUACUCCACAUUCACUCGUUUCAAAGUCUAUUACUUUCUAACCACUCCUUUCUUUUGCUCUCUUGUGUCUUUGCACCAUUUGGUCAUAGUGGGUUUGAAUCUUUUUUCCUUUUUAUGGUUUCGUUAUUUGGGAGCUACUUAAGUCAAGGCAUGAGAAAAAGGGUAUCUUUAAGACUCAGUCACAGUAUCAUUUGCUUACAAGUGUUUCUGCUGUCCUUCUUUUACAUUGAAUUAUGUUCCAGCCAUAUAGAAUAUAGCAACCAUCCAUCAUUGGCAAAUCAUCGAAAAGAUGAUAUGUUGCCGGAGAUCUCCCCCAGUGGAGCUCCUCAGCCCUUUCUUCCUCUUCUUGCACCAUCACCUUUGGCACCGUUCACUAAUACCUCUUCCCCAAAAUUAUCAGGGCUCUGUUUGUUGAACUUUACAGCUGCUGAGAAUAUGAUGAGUACAACUUCAAUAGAUUGCUGGUCUGUUUUCGCACCAUUGCUGGCUAAUGUGAUUUGUUGCCCACAGCUGGAAGCCACUCUUGCAAUUCUUAUUGGCCAGUCGAGCAAGGAUACCAAUUUGCUUGCUUUGAAUGGGACCAUUGCUAAACACUGCUUGUCAGAUAUCGAGCAGAUUUUAGUUGGCCAGGGUGCAAAUGACAGUCUUAAGCAGAUAUGCUCAAUCCAUUCAUCAAAUCUUACUGCAGCGUCCUGCCCAGUCAAAGACGUUAAUGAGUUUGAGAGUACUGUGGAUACUUCUCAGUUGCUUGCUGCUUGUGAGAAAAUUGAUCCUGUUAGAGAAUGCUGUGAUCAAGUUUGUCAGAAUGCGAUAUCAGAAGCUGCUACAAAAAUUUCGUUGAAAGCUUCUGAUCUUUUGAGCAUGGGUGGCUCUAAUGUGUUACCUGCACACUCAGCAAAGGUCAGUGAUUGUAAAAGUAUUGUGCUCCGGUGGCUGGCAAGUAAACUCUCUCCUACUCAUGCUAAGGAAGUUCUUAGGGGUCUGUCUAAUUGCAAUGUUAACAAAGUUUGUCCUCUGGUGUUCCCUGACAUGAAGCAUGUUGCAAAGGGAUGUGGGAAUGAGAUAAGUAACCAGACGGCAUGCUGCACUGCCAUGGAAAGCUAUGUGUCCCACUUGCAAAAGCAGAGUUUCAUAACCAACUUGCAAGCUUUAGACUGUGCAACAUCAUUGGGAAUGAAGCUGAGAAGGUCAAAUAUUACAAGUGAUGUAUAUGGGCUUUGUCAUAUAAGCCUUAAGGAUUUUUCCCUUCAAGUGGGAAAUCAAGAGGUUGGAUGUCUUUUGCCAAGUAAGCCGUCCGAUGCUACAUUUGACAUGUCAUCUGGAAUCAGCUUUCUUUGUGAUCUUAACGAUAAUAUUCCCGCACCCUGGCCCAAUACAUCUCAAUUUUCAGCCUCUUCGUGCAAGAGAAAUGUGAAGAUUCCUGCACUUCCUGCAGCCACAUCUGCGCAAAUUGGCCUUCACGUUGACAACAUGGUUCCUAUUUCAUUGGUUGCAUCCUCGAUGCUCCUACUGAAGAAGCUCUUGUAAGAGUGUCUAACAGGCAAACCAUGUCAGAAAAACACAAGAAAUUAAAAUUGGACGAGUUGCCAAACAAGUCUCGUCGAUUAUGGAAGUCAGCCCAGCCUAGUGAAGGAAGGGAGUGACCUUUUUUGUACCAAGGAGAGAAACACCGGUGCCUGAAUGCGUCGUGUUCUAAUAUUGAUUAAUGAUUAAUGAUUCUUGCUUAUUGCUUUGCUUUCUUGGUUUGUAUAAUUAUAAUAAUUUUCUUGUAAAGGAAUAUUAGGAAGGAUAAGAAAUGCUAUAGAUUUGUAACUACCACGAAGAUUAUACAUAUGUAGCAUGUAAAAAGUUUACAAUGCAAUUGCUCCCCAAAUAUAUAUUUAUAUUAAGAGUUUUAUCAGAA